AGCAAAGGCUAUGGCUGGGAUGUCAGAGGUCCAGUCAGUGAGUCUGACAUCAGACAUGUGGACUUCCAUGAACAUGGAUGCCUUCCUUGCCAUCACAUGCCAUUUCAUUGAUGCUGAUUUCAAACUCUCCACCGUGCUCUUCGGGGUGACCAAGUUCCCGCAAACGCACACAGCCGAGCACAUAAAGGAGGCCAAGAAUGUUCUUCUUGAAGAAUGGGGCCUGAAGGACAAAGUUCAUUGCCUCAUUACUGACAAUGCUUCCAACAUGAUUUUAUGUGCAAAGCUACUGAAAAUGCGCCAUGUGCCUUGUUUUGCCCACACCCUCAACCUGGUGGUGAAGAAGGCACUGGAGGUCACCCCUGAGAUACAGGACAUCCGCACCCGAACCAGGAGGAUUGUGGCGUUCUUCAAGUCCAGCACCAAUGCCAAAGAGAGACUCUCAGUGACUCAAGGCCAGCUGGGGAUUCCCACUCUCAAGUUGGUCCAGGAGGUGGAAACGAGAUGGAACAGCACUUUCCAAAAGCUCGAAAGAAUGUAUGAGCAGCGCCUGGCAGUGGGAGCAGCCCUGGGCAGUCUAACUAUGGACAUCCCUGCCUUAAGUACCACGGAACUACAGACUGUAUCCGAGUGCCUGGAAAUCCUUGGGCCUUUUAAUCACGCCAAUGUAGAGCUCUCUGAAGAGAAGAGAGUGUCAUCUUCAAAGGUCAUCCCAAUCCUCAGAAUGCUGCAGCACAAGGUUGCUUCAAAGUGUUCCAAUAUGGGCAACACAACUGCCUUACUGUUGGGACAAAAUCUUCUUCAUCAAAUGAAGGCCAAGUGCAGUGUGGAAAAUGUUAGUGUCCUGGCCAUGGCUACGGUGCUGGACCCAGGGUUCAAGACCUUAGCAUUUGGAAAUCAGACCAAUGCACAGGAAGCAGUAAAAAGGAUCACAGCUGAAUGCUUGAAGUACAUUCAACGUUCCUCUGCAACCACUCAGUCAGUCCCACCAGAGGAGAGGCCAGGGACAUCAAUGGCUGGACAGGACACGGACAACCUUUGGGAGCUACUGGACAGUCGCAUUGGUGCAACACGUAAUGUCCAGAGUGCUGUGGCAGACGCUACAGUGGAGGUCCAGCGGUACCUCAGUGACCCCUACCUCCCCAGAGGGGAGGGUCCAUUGGCAUACUGGGCCACGAGACGAACAGUAUAUCCCAAUUUGUUCCAACUGUGUAUGAUAUAUUUACACAUGCCAGCCACAUCAGUACCUUGUGAGAGAGUGUUUUCCAAGGCUGGUGAGAUAAAAAAAGAAGACGUUUGAGUUCCAGCACUGUGUAAAAAAUACUUUUCUUGAAUAAAAAUCUUUGAACCAUCCCCAAUUGACCAGUUCUGUAAUCAACACCUUGCAUUGUUUACACAAGCACAUAGGCUACAUCUAGUUUUUCCAGCCUUCAAAUGUGUCCAUCCCUUUCCCAGUUGCAAAAGCAUGUUCCAAAACGUAAGCCACUACUGUAUCAAAUAAUUAUCAAAUAAUAAUUUAUUAAUUUAGAAUAUACUUCCUCUAAAACGACAUCACCAGGAUUCAAACCCGCAAGUCUUAUCUGGCAGGCAGAGCUCUUACCGCAAGGCUAUACCGACAGUAACUGCAUGUGUGAAUAUUGCUAUAAGAACCAAAACAGAAAUGUUAUUAAUCUAAAAUAGCAAAGACGUUACGUUGUUUAUAUUACGACAAAAUAUUUGAUAACAUAUAUUUGACACUUACACAUUUGUCACAUAACCUUUAUUUAUAAAGUUGUCAAAGACGAUUGUGAGACUGACAUCUCGAGGACUUGACGUCACUUGAUUCCUUCCAUUGCUCGAUACAGUCGCCAUACCAUAAUUUGACCAGCAGAUGUUUUCCUAUGGAGAAAAUGUAUCGAACGCUUUGAAAAAGCGAUACUUUUUCGAGACAAUUGUGUCAAAUAGCUUGUUGCUUCGGAAAGCUUUGUUUCCCCCA
Molecule: messenger RNA, 1972 nt
Organism: Hypomesus transpacificus
Lineage: Eukaryota; Metazoa; Chordata; Actinopteri; Osmeriformes; Osmeridae
Product: zinc finger BED domain-containing protein 4-like
Exons: 3
Coding region: 11-1297 (428 amino acids)
Molecular function (GO): protein dimerization activity
Source: RefSeq, a predicted model, not a curated record